CGCCAUUUUUAUCUUGUUAUGAUCGAUCAGUGUAUCUGAAAAUUCGCCGAUAUGUCGUUAAACUUGACUGCUUUAAAUAUAACUCCGAUUGAAAAUUGUUGGUUCACAAACGUUGUCUGCUGAAAAAUGGUAAUAAAAUGGAAUAUCCAGGCCCAUACUGCAAAUCUGCUGGCAUAACUAACUGUCAAGUUUUAGAAAAAAAAUUGCCAAAAACUGACAAAGUCACAAAUGGUCUAGUGCUUGAAUUAUUUAAUUUUACCAAGAAUAGAAAGUGGUCACUAAAUGAAUUUGUGCAAGUUCUUGGACAGAUUAACUAUGAUUUCUGUAAUGCAAAUAUUUCUUCGGUAUCAUCCAAAAUAAAUAAAGUCAGUGGACAAAAAAAAUCACUCUCGCACAAGAAGAAAGUUAAAGGCGUAAAAAAUGUGGACGACUUGCUGGGGCGAUUGUUCGUACCACCAUCUUUCAAUAAAAACAAAAGUGAAGAUCCAGAGACUUUGAAUGUGAUCAAGCAGUGCCUAGAUCCCUUGAAACAGAUAGAGAUUCAGACUGAUAUAUCCCCAAGCGCAGAAUCCCUGAAAAAGAAAGAAACUAAAAAUGGUGUUUCCCCAUGUCCUGAACCUUUAAAAGAGAUAGAGACUCAGAAUGUGUCCCCUUAUCCAAGUCCCAUCAAAUUGAAAGAGACAGAGACUCAAAAUGUACCUUUCCCACAUCCCAGUCCCAUCACAGAGACAGAGACUCAAACCUUACAAUCUACUGAGAAUAUAUCUCAUAUGCCAACACCAGAUCCUUUGAAAGCUAUGAAUCAAAUUAAGUAUGAAAUUUCAAAGCAACAAAAACAAUUGAAUGUGCUCAAAAGUCUUGUGCAGAAUGACAAGCAGUACUAAAUGUAGCCUAUUAUCACAGUCCGGGGCGACGUGGACACAAUAAUCAUCAUCAACCCAC
Messenger RNA from Mercenaria mercenaria, 942 nucleotides. RefSeq lists its product as uncharacterized. Lineage: Eukaryota; Metazoa; Mollusca; Bivalvia; Venerida; Veneridae. The transcript is spliced from 2 exons. The record is from RefSeq and is a predicted model, not a curated record. Bases 138 to 884 code for a protein of 248 amino acids.